UCAAUGCCUAUUUCUGUGCCUGGUCUGGCUGCUGGACUCAUGGUCCAUGAUAGAAGCCUGGCUUCGAGGAGUCCAGAAUAAGUAGGGGAAAUGGGGAGCAGAUGGUGACCAUGAGGGGUGGCAUGGGAUAACUAGGAAGGGCACACUCCAGCCAGGCUCACUAUUCUACACCCACAUCUGAAGCAGCAUCUCCAGGGACUCAGAACAUGCUGGGAAAGCCCAGUCAACAAGUCAGAUCUGCCUUGUUCAGUUAUUGCACCGUCUCCUGCCUGACUAGCAGCAGGCAUACCCCACCGUCCCAGCACCCCAUCUGGCCACAUUUCCUGAGAGGUCCACGUGGUUGGACAUAGACAUUCCAGCUUGACAUCCCUGUAGGGCGGUAAAGGUCUUGCUGUGCUAGAAUAUAAGGUUGACCAAGUAGAAUUCACGAACACUGAGUAGUGUGAGCUGGAGCCCAUCAGGACCUGUACUCACUCUCCUGGCCUGGGGGCAAGAUCUGGAAUUCAGAGGUUUAUGUGUACCCCACCAAACCUAUUGCUAAGAAGGAAUGCCACUGGCUAUAGAACAAAGAGAAGCAGUUGUGCAAUUCAUACUUGAAAGGUGUUAAUUGUUGAAAGCCAUUGUUAAUGCUGAGACUGAAAAUCUCAGUAGAGGCACUUUAUUGUGCCAGAGACACCCGGGACCAUGAAGACAUCUUCCUGGUAGGGGACAAUCAUUUCCACUCAGAGUGGGUAUUCAGUAUCAGGUGGGUAUGGCUUCCCCUCUCCCAGUCUGCUCCAGGGGCCAUCUGGAAGGGACAGUUGCCUCCACUUCUCCCCCACAGCAGGAAUCAAACAGCAUGAGCAAUAACAGCUUCCAGAACUGGGGCAGGACAUCCUUGGGCCAAAUAAUGUGGCUCGAGAAUGCAGCUGUUUCAGUCUGAAGGAAAUGCCCAGGCACUUCUAACCUGAGCUCACCUCCACCACUCUUGGGCUCAGCCACAAGCAAUCAUGUGCAAAGAUGACUCCUUUCCUGCAUGACUGGGAGCGACAUGUGUGACCCUUCCCAGGGCCCCUCCCAGCAAGGGCAGCAGAACCAUCUGGAAAGCCGAGCCACCCUGGGCACCGCCAGAGUGCUGAGGAAUUCUCAACGCUGAGACAGGGGCUCCCCGGAGACGAGUUCUGCACAAAACAUACCCAAGGACAGUCCAGGAUGACAGGGACCCGCAACUGGCGAGCCAUGCAGGACAUGUGCCGAUACCGGCACCACUACCCGGAUUUGGUGGAACGAGACUCCAAUGGGGACAUGCCCAACUUGAGUUUCUACAGAAAUGAGAUCCGCUUCCUGCCUAACGGCUGUUUCGUGGAGGACAUUCUUCAAAACUGGAAGGACAACUAUGAGCUCCUGGAGGACAAUCACUCCUACAUCCAGUGGCGGGGAGCUGCACUGGGCCACCUGCCCCUAAAGGGCCUGCACCAUCCAUGUCUGCACAGGCUGUUUCCUCUGCGGGAGCCGGGAGUGAACUGGCAUGCCAAGCCGCUCACACUCAAGGAGGUUGAGGCGUUCAAAAGCUCCAAGGAGGUCCGGGAGCGGCUUAUCCGGGCCUACGAGCUCAUGCUUGGCUUCUACGGCAUCCAGCUGGAGGACCGGGACACAGGCGCCGUGUGCCGGGCACAGAACUACUACAAGCGCUUCCAGAACCUGAACUGGCGCAGCCACAAUAACCUUCGCAUCACCCGCAUCCUCAAGUCGCUGGGUGAGCUGGGCCUGGAGCACUACCAGGCCCCGCUGGCUCGCUUCUUCCUCGAGGAGACACUGGUGCGGCAUGAGCUGCCGGGCGUGCGCCAGAGUGCCCUGGACUACUUCCUCUUCGCUGUGCGCUGCCGGCGCCGGCGCCGUGAACUCGUGCACUUUGCCUGGCUGCACUUCCAGCCCCGCUGCAAGUUUGUGUGGGGGCCCCGAGACAAGCUGCUGAAGUUCAAGCCCCAAGUCACAGUCCAGGCACUGGCCAGCCCCAGACAGGUGGAGCGAGACAAGGCCCUGGAGGACGCCCCCCUGGAAGCCAGCACCCAGGCUCAGACCUGCGGGCCAGAGAAGGACCAGGACGGGGACAGCGCGUCGGCUGAGGGUCCCCAGCCGCUGGGUGAAAAGCUCCAGGACACGGGAAACCAGGAGGGGUACCAGCAGGAUCAGGCCGACCCCCCAAGCCCCAAAGAGAGCAAGAAGAGGAAGUUGGAGGCCAACAGGCGGGAGCAGGCCCCAGGGGAGCCGGGCCCCCAGGGUGUGUCCGAGGUGGAGAAGAUAGCCCUGAACCUGGAGGGCUGUGCCCUCAGCCAGGGCAGCCGUGACCCAGGGGAGGUCGGGCAGCCCUGUCCCGAGCCCCCAGAAGCCAGCGCGGCUGAUGAAGUGAGGAAGCGGAGGAGGGUGGAGGAGGAUGCGGGGGGCAAGGAAGUGGUGACCCGUGGUGGCGCCCAGAUGCCAGGUCCUGCCCCGGCGGAGCACCCUGAGGUCCAGAAGUGGGAUGGGGGCGAGGGCGACCUGGAAAACCAGGCGGGCCCGGAGCACGGUGCUCCCAGGAGGCCGUCAGACCGGCCUGGGCCUGCCGCGGCAGGGACCUCACGAGGUGAGACAGAGGUGGCCAGGAUGGAGCCUUCUGUCGAACCUGGAAAGCCUUAAGGGGCAGGAGCCAGCGGCAUCCUGGCCCUGCCUGGCCCCAGUGUGGGGGGAUCUGGGGCCCCGUUGCUGGCUCUUCAUGGUACCCAGCAGUGCUGGCCUCUCCCUGGUGGUCACUACAGUGGCCGCCAGAAGGACUGAGGCCCUGCCCUCAGGGAAGGCCAAGGCCUUCAGAACCCUCCUUACCUCAUUGCAUCCCCACCCGGCUCUCCCUCUGAGCCCCCACGUUUGUAAAUAUGUGGAGGGAGGCCUCAGCGGGAGGGGUUCAUUUUCUUAGUCUGGUGCCAAGUGAGGCCUUUUCUGAAUAAACUCGCUUGACUUUGA
Messenger RNA from Heterocephalus glaber (naked mole-rat), 2976 nucleotides. It is a transcript of the gene Ogfr, whose product is annotated as opioid growth factor receptor. Gene Ontology annotation, molecular function: opioid growth factor receptor activity. NCBI's taxonomy places the organism in Eukaryota, Metazoa, Chordata, Mammalia, Rodentia, Bathyergidae. The record is from RefSeq and is a predicted model, not a curated record. Gene Ontology annotation, cellular component: membrane.